Messenger RNA from Penicillium cosmopolitanum, 372 nucleotides. RefSeq lists its product as uncharacterized. The record is from RefSeq and is a predicted model, not a curated record. The transcript has a single exon. NCBI's taxonomy places the organism in Eukaryota, Fungi, Ascomycota, Eurotiomycetes, Eurotiales, Aspergillaceae. The coding region runs from base 1 to 372 and encodes 123 amino acids.
AUGGCCUACAACGCCGUCGCCCAAGUGGACGAGGUCGCCUCUCACUCCGGCUCCGACCUGUCGCGCAGCCCAUCGCCCUCACAUGGACCUUUCCAACAACUACGCGAUGCCGAUCACCUCGAUGGUGGAAGCCAUCUGGAGUCCGCCAAAACGUCCGACAAGGCUGGUUUAGAUCUAGCCUCGAUGAUCCGCUCGAUGACCUCAACCAGCUACGAUGUAGUCGAAGAUGAUGACUACGAUGCCGAUCCUUCCCACGAUCAGCGAUCCAGCAGCUCCCGCGCUAUCCCUCCGCUCAAUACAGCUGUCGCGCAACAUUCCUCCCCCGAUCCCCCCCUUGCACAGCGCCUCCAGCGACAUCCCUCUCCCUCUUAG